Messenger RNA from Punctularia strigosozonata HHB-11173 SS5, 2007 nucleotides. RefSeq lists its product as uncharacterized. Gene Ontology annotation, biological process: autophagy of peroxisome; autophagy of mitochondrion; activation of protein kinase activity. The transcript is spliced from 10 exons. The coding region runs from base 100 to 1785 and encodes 561 amino acids. Gene Ontology annotation, cellular component: phagophore assembly site; Atg1/ULK1 kinase complex. NCBI's taxonomy places the organism in Eukaryota, Fungi, Basidiomycota, Agaricomycetes, Corticiales, Punctulariaceae. Gene Ontology annotation, molecular function: molecular adaptor activity; protein kinase activator activity. The record is from RefSeq and is a predicted model, not a curated record.
AGUAUUAUCGUGGUUGCUCUAGUACGAGACUUGGGACGAUACAGUACCUUCCAUCCGAGCGAUCCUCCAUCGCGGAGUCUUCAGUGUUCACAGCACUCAAUGGCGCAAGCAGACCUGGUCUCUCUCGUUCUUCAGUCGAAGAAGGCUUUCCAACAUGGAGAGUCCCUGUGCUCCCGAGCGCAUGCGUUCACAAAUCUAUCCGCAGAUGUGGCCAUAGACGUGCUCGAGCUCGACGCCCGCGUUCGAUGGAUUUCGGACGCUGUGAUUGGCCAGCUGAAGGUGGCUGCAGAGGUCGCGAAGAGCAUCGAGCAAAAGCGGGCAGAGCUGGAGAGCACUAUCGACGACUACGACCGGCAACGACAACGCCACACGUCGGCGCUGGAUGCGAUACUGGAAACACUGGGGACGCAGUCGGUCCCCCCGGACUUCUACACGGAUCCUGAUGCUGAGGAUGACGGCGUGUUUGCGUCGCCCGACGAGGUCGAGGAUGCGCGAGGGAGCCCUGACACUAUCCGAGGUGUCAGACGGCCCAGCAACGCUGGCUCCGCUUCGGCCGUCCUCAAGUCGGACAAGCGAAAGUGGAAGACGCUGCGGGACUUCGUGGACGAACGGGCGAUUGAGGAUAUCCUGGAGUUCAUGGAGAAUGAGAGGACCGUUCUAGACAAAACCCUGGACGGUAUCGCAAGCUUGCCGACCACUAUCGAAGCCGCCAUUGAAGCCAUCGAGAAUGCACUGCCUUCCUCUCCGACGGCAAACACACCUGCCGUGCCUUCACCGUAUGCACAGUCUCAGCCCCUCUCAAUGAACGACCCUACGACGUCCAAUCGCUCUCCGCCCGACGGCUCAGCGCAACCCACCCCGGAAGAGCAGACGCCGAUGAAUCGCUCUUCCCAGCUUCCACCUCUCGAGGCGACCAUCUCCCUGCGACCAUCGCUCGCACGCGUCUCGGACGUGCUCCGCGUCCAAGAACGCGUCUCAACCGGCAUGGCACACCACUUAGAGUCGCUUGCGGCGCACUAUGAUGCCAUGGCCGCGGCACUGAAGGACGGGGAGUCGGGGGCAGCGUUCGACGACGAGGAUCUGGCUGAAAUGCAUCGGGACGCUGGCGAGCUGGGGUCUAUCAUCGCGGAACUCGAGCAGAGCUGUUCAAGCAUCGAGACCGGCUACGAACAAAUGCAGCGAUUUCUCUCGACUGCCCAAGGACAGUUGGACACCCACAGGGCGACGCUGGAUGAUUUGGACGAGCUAGAAGAGAUGAUGGAUGAUAUGGUCCAGCGCGUUGAGCGCGUUGAGAUCCAAAUCUCGACGCAAAUUACCAACCUGCAUGGACAUUUAGUGGACCUUGAAAACCUGCAGCUGCGAUAUAUCUCCUAUCAAUUUUCGUAUAACAAGCUGCUGCUCGAACUCGGAAGGCGGAGGCAAUACCGGGACGCGGCAGAACGAAUCGUCAACGACAUGUUGGCACAGCUACACGUUAUGGCUGAAGAGGAGCACGCCGUUCGUGAGGCGUUCAACCACGAACACGGGCCUAACCUACCAGAAGACCUGUGUCUGUGCAUCUCCAAUCCGCCUACGCGGUGGGAUAUCGUGCCCGCAUCCUGGGAGACAGGCUCGAGCACCAUCGGCCCAGGCCGCACGCCGAGCGCGUCGCGGACGUCCGUGGUGUUGAAGGACAAGGAGGUUUUACCGGAGGUGGAUGAUGCCUUGCUCAAGGAGGCUAGGGACAAUAUCGUAGCUGCGAACAACAAGGGCCUUGGAGAAGGCAUGGGGCACGAGAGCCUGUGAAAUUUUGUACUUUCGUCCCUCGCCGCCGUCCCCCAACGAUGGUUAAACACUCACUAUGCGACGUUGGUCGACUUGGGCGGGCCGGAGGAGACGAUGAAAGACAAAAUCGGCAGCGUCGCUCAGAGUUACAUGACGGCGGGCUCCCAUCAAGAGCCACCUCGACAGGACAGUACGAGCAAAUUUGAAGCUAUGCAACAUGCCUAGCGGGUGCGCUGCUAGUCA